GCAUCCUCGAUCUAUCCUAACAUCUGCAUUCCAUCAGAGAUAGAGAAGACAAGACGACCUCUACUUCAUCUUUAAAUCAACCAGAAAGAUAUAAGACAUCUUCAUAACCCAACAAAUCGACAACAUGCUUUCAACUUUGCAGAGAUCUGCGAGAUACCUGUCUGUUAUCUCUACCGCUCGAGGACUCCAUAAAUCUGCACUAGAGGUUGCAGAGCAUCCUGUCCAUGAGGAAACAGUGACCAGUAGUUUUGGCCGGUUCAUUCAGAGCGUACAGCCGCGGCAUCUUUCUCCAACCGUACUGCAUCGCAGCAAACGCAUGGUGUUGGACAGCAUUGGUGUCGGCCUUCUGGGUAGCACCACUGAAGUGUUUGAACUUGCCCUGCAGCAUUGCAAGCAAAUGUAUGCUCCCGAUGACAUCAGCUUUGUCUAUGGGCGCCAAGGUGCGAAGUUGUCUCCAACCCUUGCAGCGUUUGUCAAUGGAGUGGCUGCUCACUCAAUGGACUUUGAUGACACUUGGCACCCCGCGACCCAUCCCUCUGGAGCAGUACUGCCUGCCAUUCUGGCUAUAAGUGACAUGCUACCCAGCCACAGCAAACCGAGCGGACUUGACUUUCUCACCGCCUUCAACGUGGGCAUUGAAAUACAGGGACGACUGAUGGGAUUCUCCAAUGAUGCUCACAACAUCCCUAAGAGGUUUCACCCACCCAGUGUUGUGGGCACUCUGGGAAGUGCUGCCGCUUGCGCCCGUCUUCUCUGUUUGGAUCGCAAUCAAUCCAGCAAUGCGUUGGCCAUCGCUGCAUCACUAGCAGGGGCACCAAUGGCUAAUGCUGCAACACAGUCCAAACCACUUCACAUCGGUAACGCAGCCCGUCUUGGUCUUGAGGCAGCCCUGCUGGCAUCUCGGGGCCUGGAAGCAAGUCCCCUGGUUUUGGAUGCGGUACCUGGGGUAGCUGGCUUCAGUGCAUUUUAUGAAGACUACGCCCCACACCACAUCAGCUCCCCUGAUGACAAAGAGCACAGCUUCCUUAUAGAAAGACAAGACAUUGCUUUCAAGCGUUUCCCCGCCCACCUUGGAAUGCACUGGAUCGCCGACGCUGCCGCCAUCGUGCACAAGACCCUGGUCGGCCUCAGAGGGGGCAGUGUUUCUCCAAGCCUGGUGCAAGAUAUUCUGCUGAGGGUGCCGGUCUCCAAGUACAUCAAUCGCCCAUUCCCAGAGUCAGAGCAUCAGGCUCGUCACUCCUUCCAGUUCAAUGCCUGCACCGCCUUGUUGGAUGGCGAAGUGACGGUCCAGUCCUUUCACCCGGAAGCCAUCCGACGGCCCGAACUCCAAGCGCUCCUGUCCCUUGUCCGCUUGGAGCAUCCCCACGACAACCCAGCCAAUUUCAAUGUGAUGUACGGUGAGGUGGAGGUGACCUUGGCAAGUGGAGAUGUUCUACAAGGGCGCUGCGACACUUUUUACGGACACUGGAGGAACCCGCUCAGUGAUGAAAGCCUUCACAAGAAGUUCCGUCACAAUGCAGGCACAGUUUUGGUUCCUGAAGUGGUUGAGAACCUGAUUAAAUCCGUAGAAGAUCUGGAACAUUUAGAUGACUGCAGACCACUGCUAAAACAGCUGCAGUAAACCACACGGUGCAUUUAUUUUGUCAUGAAUGACAAAAAAAACAUGAAUCAACAUGAAUCUUGAACUUUUUACUAAAUUUAAAUAUUUAUUAAAAAAAGGUUCUAGUCGAGCUCCAUUAAUUUCUAUAUAUAUCUCCUAAAAUGAUGUACAUAACUUUCAGUUCUGUUUUACCUCCCUGCUGUCUUUCUUUGUUUUCAGGGUUUUCUCAUGUUUAAGAGAUUUUUUAAGGUGCUAUGACAUAAGGUUGUAAAAAUUAAUGAAAGCUAUAUUUAUGUAGUUACUGUAUCUAUCGAUCUGAUGAAACCUGUGCUAGUUGUUGUUAAUCAAUGUAUGGUUGCAACCUAAAUAAAUUUCAUAUUUAUCACA
Molecule: messenger RNA, 1987 nt
Organism: Misgurnus anguillicaudatus (oriental weatherfish)
Lineage: Eukaryota; Metazoa; Chordata; Actinopteri; Cypriniformes; Cobitidae
Gene: irg1l
Product: immunoresponsive gene 1, like
Biological process (GO): defense response
Cellular component (GO): mitochondrion
Molecular function (GO): aconitate decarboxylase activity
Source: RefSeq, a predicted model, not a curated record